Ostrinia nubilalis (European corn borer) is the source of this 1476-nucleotide messenger RNA. RefSeq names its product general transcription factor IIE subunit 1 (gene TfIIEalpha). Lineage: Eukaryota; Metazoa; Arthropoda; Insecta; Lepidoptera; Crambidae. The record is from RefSeq and is a predicted model, not a curated record. The transcript is spliced from 9 exons. Gene Ontology annotation, biological process: transcription open complex formation at RNA polymerase II promoter; transcription initiation at RNA polymerase II promoter. Bases 147 to 1409 code for a protein of 420 amino acids. Gene Ontology annotation, cellular component: transcription factor TFIIE complex.
AAUAUUGGCGUAAUGUUGGCGGCCCUUUUAUUUUUGUGUCAUGGCUGAAGUCAUGUUGGCAGACAAUCAGUUGAUAAAUUCUCAACAGUGAUUUUAAUUUCGUAGAGCAACACACUAGUAAGCUGAAACUAAGCUAUCCCGCAAAUAUGACUGAAGAACGUCUUGUAACGGAAGUACCCAGUAGUUUGAAACAGCUUGCUCGUCUUGUUGUUCGUGGGUUUUACACAAUCGAAGAUGCUCUAAUAGUGGACAUGCUCGUAAGAAAUCCUUGUAUGAAAGAAGAUGACAUCUGCGAACUGCUCAAGUUCGAAAGAAAAAUGUUGAGAGCCAGGAUAGCUACAUUGAAGAACGAUAAAUUCAUUCAAGUUCGAUUAAAAAUGGAAACAGGUCCUGAUGGAAAAGCACAAAAAGUGAAUUACUACUUCAUAAAUUACAAGACAUUCGUGAACGUGGUGAAGUACAAACUGGACCUGAUGCGCAAGCGCAUGGAGACGGAGGAGCGCGACGCCACCAGCCGCGCCAGCUUCAAAUGCCCUGCGUGUGGCAAGACGUUCACAGACCUCGAGGCAGAUCAAUUAUACGACAUGAUGACACAAGAGUUCCGAUGUACAUUUUGUAACCAAGUUGUUGAAGAGGACCAAUCGGCGCUACCUAAAAAGGAUUCCAGAUUACUGUUGGCCAAAUUUAACGAACAGUUGGAAACAUUGUACAUACUGCUACGAGAAGUGGAAGGAAUAAAACUGGCGCCUGAGAUAUUGGAGCCAGAACCAGUAGACAUCAACACAAUCAGAGGUCUGAAUAUGAAGCAGCCGAUGCGCGGUCCGGGCGGCGAGCAGUGGUCGGGCGAGGCGACGCGCAACCAGGGGCUGGCGGUGGAAGAGACGCGCGUGGACGUCACCAUCGGCGAGGACACCGGCGCCGCCGACGCCGCCGCCGCGCGCAAGGAGCGGCCCGUCUGGAUGGUGGAGAGCACCAUUGCCGCCAACGACCAGGGCGACAGCGUACAUUCAACAGACGCCGCUCUUGAGAAGGCCGCAAGCAAUGCAAGCAACGUUAAAAGUGCUGGGAAAGAAAAGAACGAUGACAUCAUGUCUGUUCUCUUGGCACAUGAAAAACAAACUACAGGUACUUCAGCGGCCAACGCGUUGAAAGGCAUUGAACAAGAUAGUUCAGAUUCUAGUGACAAUGAAUCUAAGGACCCAUACAAACUCAAAGAUGAAUUAGCUGCUGUUGCUGAAAUGGAAAGCGAAGACUCAGAUUCAGAUGACAACGCGCCUACCGUGCUGGUAAAUGGCAAGGCAGUGCCUAUCACCAGCGUCGACGAUGACGUCAUCGCACAGAUGACGCCCACAGAGAAAGAAACAUACAUACAGGUAUAUCAGGAAUAUUAUAGCCAUAUGUACGAUUAAAUUACUUCAAUAGAUAAGGAUAAAUGUUAUGUUAAGAACGUUAUUAAUAAACGACGCAUUAAUCGUC